Molecule: messenger RNA, 4805 nt
Organism: Erinaceus europaeus (western European hedgehog)
Lineage: Eukaryota; Metazoa; Chordata; Mammalia; Eulipotyphla; Erinaceidae
Gene: CTNND2
Product: catenin delta 2
Exons: 23
Coding region: 75-3794 (1239 amino acids)
Biological process (GO): cell-cell adhesion; dendritic spine morphogenesis; cell-cell junction assembly
Cellular component (GO): nucleus; plasma membrane; adherens junction
Molecular function (GO): cadherin binding
Source: RefSeq, a predicted model, not a curated record
CCCCGGCCCCAGCCCCGGCCCAGCUCCCGCCCUCCUCCCGGCCCGGCUGAGCAGCUGUCGCCCGCGGCCGGUGCAUGUUCGCCAGGAAGCCGGCGGGCGCCGCGCCGUUCGGAGCUAUGCCUGUCCCAGACCAGCCUUCGUCAUCUUCUGACAAGACGAGCUCCCUGAGUCCUGGCUUAACCACCUCCAACGGGGAUGGCUCAGAAACAGAAACCACCUCUGCUAUCCUCGCCUCGGUCAAAGAACAGGAAUUACAGUUUGAAAGACUGACCCGAGAGCUGGAGGCAGAACGCCAGAUCGUGGCCAGCCAGCUGGAGCGAUGCAAGCUGGGAUCGGAGACAGGCAGCACAAGCAGCAUCAGUUCCGCAGAAGAGCAGUUCCACUGGCAGUCGCAAGAUGGUCAAAAAGAUAUCGAAGAUGAACUCACAACGGGGCUGGAGCUGGUGGACUCAUGUAUUAGAUCACUGCAGGAGUCAGGAAUACUUGACCCACAAGAUUAUUCAUCAAGUGAAAGGCCCAGCCUGCUGUCCCAGAGUGCACUUCAGCUCAAUUCCAAACCUGAAGGGUCCUCCUUCCAGUAUCCAGCCAGCUACCAUAGCAACCAGACCCUGGCCCUGGGGGAGACGCCCCCCUGCAGAGCCACACAGGCCCGGGGUGCAGUCCAGAGCUUCAUGCAGGCCUCCAGCAGCCGGCCCGGCCACCUAGGGGGCCCCGAGCCCGCGCCCCCGCCGCCGCCGCCACGGGAGCCGUUCGCGCCCAGCCUGGGCAGCGCCUUCCACCUGCCCGACGCGCCCCCGGCUGCUCUCUACUACUCCAGCUCCACGCUGCCCGCGCCCCCCCGGGGCGGCUCUCCGCUGGGCGCCGCGCAGGGCUCCCCCACCAAGCUGCAGCGCGGGGGCUCGGCGCCCGAGGGGGCGGCCUACGCGGCGCGGGGGGCCUCGCCCAAGCAGUCGCCCAGCCGCCUGGCCAAGUCCUACAGCACCAGCUCGCCCAUCAACAUCGUGGUGUCCUCGGCCGGCCUGUCCCCCGUCCGUGUCACCUCCCCCCCCACCGUGCAGUCCGCCCUGUCCUCCUCGUCGCCCCUGCACCAGCUGAGCUCCAUUGGCACCUACGCCACGCUGUCGCCCACCAAGCGCCUGGUGCACUCCGCGGAGCCCUACGCCAAGCACUCGGAGCUCUAUGCCACCGCCACGCUGCAGAGGCCGGGCAGCCUGGCAGCUGGGUCCCGGGCCUCGUACAGCAGUCAGCAUGGCCACAUGGUCCCCGAGCUUCGGGCCCUGCAGUCCCCAGAGCACCACAUAGACCCCAUCUAUGAAGACCGCGUCUACCAGAAGCCCCCUAUGCGGAGUCUCAGCCAGAGCCAGGGGGAUCCUCUGCCGUCUGCGCACACCAGCACCUACCGCACGAGCACAGCCCCAUCUUCCCCCGGUGUCGACUCCGUCCCCCUGCAACGCACAGGCAGUCAGCAUGGACCCCAGAAUGCCACCACGGCCACCUUCCAGAGAGCCAGCUACGCUGCCGGCCCAGCCUCCAAUUACGCGGACCCCUACCGACAGCUGCAGUAUUGCCCCUCCGUGGAGUCUCCAUACAGCAAAUCUGGCCCUGCCCUCCCACCCGAAGGCACCUUGGCCAGAUCCCCUUCCAUCGACAGCAUCCAGAAAGACCCCAGAGAAUUUGGAUGGAGAGACCCGGAGCUGCCGGAAGUGAUCCAGAUGCUUCAGCAUCAGUUCCCCUCGGUCCAGUCUAACGCUGCAGCCUACCUGCAACACCUCUGCUUUGGAGACAAUAAAAUUAAAGCCGAGAUCAGGCGACAAGGCGGCAUCCAGCUUCUGGUGGAUCUGUUGGAUCACCGGAUGACGGAAGUCCACCGGAGUGCCUGCGGGGCCCUGAGGAACCUGGUGUAUGGGAAGGCCAACGACGAUAACAAGAUCGCCCUGAAGAACUGUGGCGGCAUCCCCGCGCUGGUGAGGUUGCUCCGCAAGACUACGGACCUGGAGAUCCGGGAGCUGGUCACAGGCGUCCUUUGGAACCUCUCAUCAUGCGAUGCCCUCAAGAUGCCCAUCAUCCAGGACACCCUGGCCGUGCUGACCAAUGCCGUGAUCAUCCCCCACUCGGGCUGGGAGAACCCUCCUCUGCAGGACGACAGGAAGAUUCAGCUGCACUCAUCCCAGGUGCUGCGCAACGCCACCGGAUGCCUGAGGAAUGUGAGUUCAGCGGGAGAGGAGGCCCGCAGAAGAAUGAGGGAGUGUGACGGCCUCACCGAUGCUCUGCUCUUUGUGAUCCAGUCUGCCCUGGGGAGCAGCGAAAUAGAUAGCAAGACCGUUGAAAACUGUGUGUGCAUUUUAAGGAACCUCUCAUACCGGCUGGCAGCAGAAACGUCUCAGGGACAGCACAUGGGGACAGAUGAACUGGAUGGGCUGCUGUGCGGCGAGACCAACGGCAAGGAUGCCGAGAGCUCCGGCUGCUGGGGCAAGAAGAAGAAGAAGAAGAAGCCCCAAGACCAGUGGGACGGAGUAGGACCUCUACCAGACUGUGCAGAACCACCCAAAGGGAUCCAGAUGCUGUGGCACCCGUCCAUAGUCAAACCCUACCUCACACUGCUCUCUGAGUGCUCAAAUGCAGACACGCUGGAAGGGGCAGCAGGCGCCCUGCAGAACUUGGCUGCAGGGAGCUGGAAGGGCUGGGCUGAGGAUGUGGCAGGCAUGGCGGAUGCCUUACGUUCACUGCCAGAGGGGGCUCCCUGCCUGCCACAGUGGUCCAUCUACAUCCGAGCGGCCGUACGCAAGGAGAAAGGCCUGCCCAUCCUGGUGGAGCUCCUGCGAAUAGACAACGACCGAGUGGUGUGUGCGGUGGCCACGGCGCUGCGGAACAUGGCCCUGGAUGUGAGGAACAAGGAGCUGAUUGGCAAGUACGCCAUGCGGGACCUCGUCCACAGGCUCCCGGGAGGAAACAACAGCAACAGCACCGCAAGCAAGACCAUGUCGGAUGACACAGUAACCGCUGUCUGCUGCACCCUGCACGAGGUCAUCACCAAGAAUAUGGAGAAUGCCAAGGCCUUACGGGAUGCUGGUGGCAUCGAGAAGCUGGUGGGCAUCUCCAAAAGUAAAGGAGACAAACACUCGCCCAAAGUGGUCAAAGCUGCGUCUCAGGUCCUAAACAGUAUGUGGCAGUACCGAGAUCUGAGGAGUCUCUACAAAAAGGACGGAUGGUCCCAGUACCACUUUGUCGCCUCAUCAUCCACCAUCGAGAGGGACCGGCAAAGACCCUACUCCUCCUCCCGCACACCCUCUAUCUCCCCCGUGCGUGUGUCUCCUAACAACCGCUCAGCAAGUGCCCCAGCCUCACCUCGGGAAAUGAUCAGCCUCAAAGAAAGGAAAACAGACUACGAGUCAACAGGCAGCAAUGCCACCUACCACGGAGGUAAAGGAGAACACACUUCCAGGAAAGACACCAUGACAGCUCAAAAUACUGGAAUUUCAACUUUGUAUAGGAAUUCAUAUGGUGCACCUGCUGAAGACAUCAAACAUAACCAGGUUUCCACACAGCCAGUCCCACAGGAGCCCAGCAGAAAAGACUACGAGACCUACCAGCCAUUUCAGAACUCCACCAGAAACUACGACGAAUCCUUCUUCGAUGACCAGGUCCACCACCGCCCACCCGCCAGCGAGUACACCAUGCACCUGGGACUCAAGUCCACCGGCAACUACGUGGACUUCUACUCAGCCGCCCGCCCCUACAGCGAACUGAACUAUGAAACGAGCCACUACCCCGCCUCCCCCGACUCCUGGGUGUGAGGUGGGCCAGGCGCUCCCGGGAACCGUGCAUGUGCAUGACUACCACGAGACAUUGCUUUUCUUUUCUUUUUGUUCUUUCCUUUUCCUUUGUUUGUUUUCCCUUCUUUUCUUUUCUCCCCCUGCAAAUUUAGUUGGUUCCAAGCCUGUUCCCUAGGAAGGCUGUGAUAACCAGUAAGGAAACAUUCCGAGCUCUUGAAGAAAGCUCAGUGAGUCAAGAGCUGACUUGGAAGUGGGUAGGAAGCUGAUGCGGUCCUCGGGAGGACAUGUUGCAAGGCCCUUCUAGUUUGAGCCGUAGGGUACAAAGAGUGCUUGACGUUGAACUUGACUGGAGGCAGCAGAGGAGGUUGGAGUGGGUGGGUGGGUGGGGACAGUGCAGGUCCCCCACACUAAGCACAAGAGGCAGAGGUUGUUCGCACACUGUCGGGGGACAGUUUCUCACACUUUGUUUACCUUCUCCAUCCGUUGUGAUUCUAGGCUUCCAGUUGCAUUGGAGUUCCUCUGUACAGCAAGAUGUCUCUUGCCUUUUGUUCAUGCAUCGUUGUAAAGUAUUUGAUGUACAUUACAGAUUAAAGGAGAGAAGCGCAUUGUGUAUAUUACACCAAUGCCGCAGUGCUUCUUCAUCUAUGGUUCUAAAUAUUGCUUCAAUUUCAAACUUUUGAAAGAUGUAUGGAUUACCAGAUUCCUCUUCCUCCCCUCCCCCCACCUGUUUUGUUUUUGGUUUUGUUUUCUUUCUCCUGGUAUGUUUUAACAACAACAACAAAAAUGGGGAAAAAAGGAAUAUUUAGCAGUAUUGUUCGUUCCGAUAUGUGAAUUUGUUUGUGGUAACUAAACAAGGCAUACAGCAGUUUCUGACAGUUCACAUCCAUCACUCCACACUCCUUGUCAAAAAAGUGCUUUUUCACUGCCUAAAAUUUUAGAUGUAGAUAUUUGAAAUAGAUUUUUUUUCAUUUAUACCAGUUUUCUUUAUGAUGAUACAGUGUUAAAAGAAAAUAAAUCACAAUUGAUCUGUCA